This is a messenger RNA of Miniopterus natalensis, 965 nucleotides long. Lineage: Eukaryota; Metazoa; Chordata; Mammalia; Chiroptera; Miniopteridae. The record is from RefSeq and is a predicted model, not a curated record.
GGGAGAACCAGCGGCCACCGUGCAGGGUCAGAGCCAACCUGACAUAGCCAAGCCCAGGACCAACCAUGUAUUCUGAAGACUCCAGGGAGUAUUCAGAGGACUUGCAAUCCCCGGGGAAAUUCCGGAUACGCUCCGCCUCGGGGCCUCCUAGGCGCAGUGCACCCUCAACGAAGCAAUCCAAACGCUCGCGUCGUGGAUCCCGAGUGCAAAGCAGAAAGUCAAAGAAGGACAGAGGCUCCCAACUCCGGAAGCGAGCUGAACCAGAGCCCCGGAGCCAAACACAGACGGAGCCGGCCAUCAGCACAUCCGAGAAGGAGGCCAUCCAAAAGCGUGCAGAGGGCCGCAGCAGAGUCCCGCCCAAAUUCAGGGACAGCAUCAAGCAGUUUUUCUUCUCACCCACGGGAGUGCUGAAGAUCCUGAGACUGGGUCUUCUCAUGGGAUCAAUAACUUGUUUCAUCAUCGCUGAAGCCCAUGAGUCAUACAUAGCAAUCACAGUUCUGGAAACCUGCAUCGAUCUUUUAUUCAUUAUAAUAUAUAUGGUAACCCUUCACCGCUUGCUGACUUAUAUACAUUGGCCCUUACUUGAUCUUAUGAACAGUUUCAUUACAACUGUGUUCCUUUUAAUAGUUGCCAUCUUGGCAAUGCAAGAAAAGGAAAGAAGGCAUUUAUUCUAUGUUGGAGGGGCCCUGUGUCUCACCGCAGCUAUCAUUUGUCUCAUUGAUGCGGCUGUAGUCACCAAGACGAUGCGGAAAAAGAUUAAAAAAGUCAUGAUCCUCGAAGACGCCAGUCUGUCCCCAAUCCCCUCAGAAGCAGCCCAGCAACCCAACAACCCAGAAGCCGAGAAGGCGAAGGCGGUCAGCCCCGCGCCCUCCGUGGCGUCCACAGUGGCAUCCACAGCGGCAUCCACGGUGGCAUCCUCGCGGCCCAAAGAGGCUUCUCCUUCCUCCCGCUCCCCCAAGCGCUGA